UCGUUCUUUGGUUCGCCGCGCUUUACGCGAUAGUACGCGUCGAUACACGCCAGAGGUUACAUGUCUCCCUAUAUGUAUUUCAAUUUUAUCAAUCGACAGGUAUUUCUUAUUUGUAUACUUUUAAUGUCAAUUUCGUUGACGCCAAUAUUUCGAUAUUAUCGAUUUUUCGACAUACGACGUGAGAAAAGUAAUCGUGUUCAUUACGAUAUUACUUAUUUCAUCGAUCGAUCAGCCUAAUUAGUAGAAUUUACAAGGAGAGAAAAAAAAAAAAAUCUAUCCAUCUAUCUCCGAGUAAAUCGAAUCGUAAUGAGUAAUCGAUAUAUCGAGCAUCCAUCCAUUUACAUUUUUGGCUGUUGGCAUAUGGAAUGAAAUUUUUUGUAGUAUUUUAAAAGAAUGUGUUAUUACCGAUUAAUAUAGAGCAGGUCUCCGACGGGCCACAUUGCGUCAUGGUCAACGACUAUGGAUGACAAUCCAUCGCGAUCGAAUAUCUUGGAACGAAUAUUUUAUACUGUAAAUGGAGGCAUUCGAUGGAGUACGGAACAAAUUAAAUCGGCGUGUCCUUGGAGAAGAAAAAAGGGCGAAAGUCAAUUAACCAUUCCCGAAGGAGAAAUCGAUAUACGAGCCGACACUCGUACCGACGCUCGUAUCGACACUCGUGCCGACGCUCGUACCGACGCUCGUGCCGACGCUCGUGCCGACGCUCGUGCCGACGCUCGUACCGACGCUCGUGCCGACGCUCGUGCCGAUGGUCGUACCGAUGCUCGUGCCGACGAUCGUGCCGAUGGUCGUACCGAUGCUCGUGCCGAUGGUCGUACCGACGCUCGUACCGACCCUCGUGCCGACGCUCGUACCGACCCUCGUACCGACGCUCGUACCGACGCUCGUGCCGACGCUCGUGCCGACGCUCGUACCGAUAUAGCGAGCAGAGAAAAAUCUAAAGAUUUAGAUCGAGAGCUACGGGAUUACACAGCACCUAGUGAAAUGUGUCCGCCACAAAAGCCAUCCUGUUGUUUUAUUAAAAUGCAGGUUAAUGAGCGUUAACGAUUAGAAAAAAAUCUAAAUUCCAGCAAACGUUUACUACUUAUUAGACGUUUUAAAAGAAA
Molecule: messenger RNA, 1103 nt
Organism: Vespa mandarinia (Asian giant hornet)
Lineage: Eukaryota; Metazoa; Arthropoda; Insecta; Hymenoptera; Vespidae
Source: RefSeq, a predicted model, not a curated record